AUGCAUAUCUAUUCCUCUUAUGGUUUGUGGAACUCAUCAGUUAGAAAGGGAUGGAGUUUUCUUGCUGACAAAGCAAAAGGAGGUAGGUUACUGAAUUUGGAUGGAAGUUCAACCAUUGAGAAGCUAAAGUUGAUGGUUUAUGAUGACUUUGGAAUCGAUCUAACCCUGGUCAAUCUCGAGUUAAGCUACUUACCUUCUGAGUUGAUUAAUACUCUUGAGUCUCCUCCGGUUAUCAUCAGCAACGACCGGCAAGUUAAAAAAUUUCUAACCUAUGUGAGGACCAAACCUUCCACGCGCUUGUGUGUGUGUCUUCAGUCAAAGGAUGAGAAUCUCAAUAGGGAGGCACGUGUAAAUUUGAAUAACCAAGCAUCUGGUGCGGCCAUAAUGGAGGGACAUACGAAUGAAAAUUCAGAUGUGAAUUCUGGUGAAACCAAUUUCGACGAACAAGACAUUGAGCGGGAUGAAAGUGAUGAUGAAAAGAUGUGUGACAUAAAGGGAAGCAAGGGACAUAAUGUACGAUUUGCUUUGUUGGAUAUUGUGAAGAAGGGUCAACAUUUUAGCAGUAAAAUGUUACUAAAGGCGACAUUCGAAAUCUGUGCAAUGAAACAUAAUUUUGACUAUAAAGUCGUCAGAUCGGAUACCAAAAUUUGGUAUAUUCGGUGUGCAGAUGAAGAUUGCAGCUGGCGAGUUCGUGCAGAAGGGUUAAAAGGUUCUUCAUAUUUCAUUAUCAGAAAAUAUGUUGCUGAACAUUCAUGUGCUCCAUCAGCAAGAAACAAAUCUGUAAGGACAGCUUCAGCAAAAACAAUUGGUAAUCUGAUUAUGCAUAAGUACGAUGGUGUGAAGGCGGGGCCAAAAUGUAAUGAUAUCAUUGAGCUUAUGCGUGAUGAGCAUGGGAUCGAGGUGUCCAAGUCUUUAGCGUGGGAUGCGCGUGAGUAUGCUAUCAACACAAUGAGAGGCAUUCCAGAAACAGGUUAUGCGAAGAUUCCCAAAUACUUGUACAUGAUGAAGGAAGCUAAUCCUGGGUCACAUACAUCUUACGAAACUGACAAGGAUGGGAGAUUCCGAUUCCUUUUCAUCUCAUUUAGGCAGUGUGUCCGAGGUUUUUACAGAGCCAUUCGAAAAGUUAUUGUUCUCGAUGGGACGUUUUUGAAGAGCAAAUUCAAAGGUGUUUUACUAGUUGCUACUGCUUUGGAUGGAAAAUCAAAUUUAUAUCUACUUGCAUUUGGAGUUGUUGACUCAGAGAAUGACCUCUCGUGGAACUGGUUUAUGAGACAACUUAAAGUGGUUAUUGCUGAUGAGCAGAGUUUAGCUUUUUUCUCUGAUAGGAAUACCUCACUUGGUAAAGCUAUUGCAAACGUGCACCCUCAAUCUCAUCAUGGAAUUUGCAUUCACCACUUGCUGAAUAAUGUUGUAACUUAUUACCAUGGGAAAGGUUUGGUUGGUUUGGUUGCAAAGGCUUCUAAACCUCCAAUAAAAAUGCAGCUUACCAAACGCGACGCGGAAAAAUCAGAAGUGAGAACCGAACCCGAACUCUUUACGUAA
Messenger RNA from Brassica napus (rape), 1542 nucleotides. RefSeq lists its product as uncharacterized. The record is from RefSeq and is a predicted model, not a curated record. The transcript is spliced from 2 exons. NCBI's taxonomy places the organism in Eukaryota, Viridiplantae, Streptophyta, Magnoliopsida, Brassicales, Brassicaceae. The coding region runs from base 1 to 1542 and encodes 513 amino acids.